GAGUGGGUAAACUUAAACCCCGACUUAGUCGCAGCCAAACACGAAUCAGAAAUUUAUCAGUCUCUUUAUCAAGAAACAAAAAAAACGUGUCCAUCUAUCACGGCCGGAGCGAUCUCGCCGGAGUGACCCCAAUCGCAUCUCGGCGACAAUUCCGUCAAUUAAUCCCAAUGAAAUUCCUCUUGUUAUCUUGGCAUUAACACACGUACGAGUGGUAAGUGCGGACGUGUUUUGUUGACGACAGAGACAUGGUAGAAGACGAAAUUCCGCACUUAUCAAUAACGGUAGACGAUAAGGACAUCAACGCCGGCGCCCUCGACGUGCUGCAGGAGAUCCGACCCCUGUGGAGGAAGGAGGACGUCGAGCUUAAGCUGUUGACAGAUGGGAUCACGAACAAACUGGUGGGAUGCCGCCACAAGGACGAGGACGAGGCAGAAACGGUGCUAGUGCGAAUUUAUGGUAACAAAACUGACCUUCUGAUCGACCGCAAGGCCGAGACCAGGAACAUCCUUCUCCUGAGCAAGCUAGGCUUGGCACCUCACCUGUACGCCACUUUCCAAAACGGCCUAGCUUACCAAUUCGUUCCAGGAUGCACUUUAACACACCAAACCGUCACCGAAGAGCACAUUUAUCGGCUCGUGGCGACCCGAAUGGCCAGACUGCACAAAGUCCAAGUACCAAAUCAACACACCCCUCGCCCUUUCAUCUGGAACAAAGUCCAGAGCUUUCUCGAUUUGGUCCCUGACGUUUUUACCGAUACCAACAAACACACCAGGUACAUAAUAAUAAUAUAUAAAAACGCAUCCUCAAACUUCCAAAUUUAUAGAUUCCAAGGGCUUAAAAUACCGAAAGCGCUACUUCAAGCCGAACUCCACUAUCUAAAGAGAGUUCUAGACGAGCCGGGACUUCCGGUGGUGUUCUGUCACAACGACUUGCUGUUAGGCAAUGUGGUGUACACGCAGGAGAAGAACUGCGUUACGUUCAUCGACUACGAGUACGCCGCUUUUAAUUACCAGGCCUUCGACAUCGCGAACCACUUCCUGGAGUUCGCGGGGGUCGAGGACGCGGACUUCAGCAGGUAUCCGAGCGAGGAGUUGCAGAGGAACUGGCUGUGUAUCUACCUUGAGGAGUUCAAGGGCAACUUCGGGGCUGAAGAUAUAGACAGGUUGUUGCGGGAAGUGAACAGGUUUGUGUUGGUGAGUCACCUGUUCUGGGGGAUUUGGGCGCUGAUUCAGACCGAGCAUUCGUACAUAGAUUUUGAUUUUUUGGGGUAUGCGGCUGUGAGAUUUGAAGAAUAUUUUACGAGGAAAGAAGAGCUGACGUCGUCCGGGAAACUUCCGAGAUGAUGGCGGUGGAGGGGGUUGGAGUUUGUAUUAGGGUUUUGUAAAUCUCGUUUAAAUAAAGAGUUAUUUUUA
This is a messenger RNA of Zophobas morio, 1412 nucleotides long. RefSeq names its product ethanolamine kinase (gene eas). Bases 246 to 1343 code for a protein of 365 amino acids. Gene Ontology annotation, cellular component: cytoplasm. Gene Ontology annotation, biological process: phosphatidylethanolamine biosynthetic process. Lineage: Eukaryota; Metazoa; Arthropoda; Insecta; Coleoptera; Tenebrionidae. The transcript is spliced from 4 exons. Gene Ontology annotation, molecular function: ethanolamine kinase activity. The record is from RefSeq and is a predicted model, not a curated record.